AUGUUGAAAGAUAAGGUUCAAGACAAAGAGUCUAUUCGGCCGGAUGACCAACGUCUACUUUACGGCGGGCAUCAACUAGAAGAUAACAGGACUCUUGAGGACUAUGGGAUUCAGAAAGACUCCACGGUCUGGUUGGUGCUACGGCUUCCAGGAGGAAUCAAGCUUGCCCCAUAUUGGAGGGUCAAUACUAUUUCUACACGCCUAGUUUAG
Molecule: messenger RNA, 210 nt
Organism: Acaulospora colombiana
Lineage: Eukaryota; Fungi; Glomeromycota; Glomeromycetes; Diversisporales; Acaulosporaceae
Source: the annotation of a GenBank genome assembly